GGCCCCGCCCUGCCCGGCUCAGUCCCUCUCGCCUCGGAGCCCGAGCGGCCGGAGCCAGCGAGACCCGCCGCCGAGCAAUGGCAGCCAUCAGAAAGAAGCUGGUGAUUGUGGGAGAUGGCGCCUGCGGGAAGACCUGCCUGCUGAUCGUGUUCAGCAAGGACCAGUUCCCUGAGGUCUACGUGCCGACAGUCUUUGAGAACUACAUCGCUGAUAUUGAAGUAGAUGGAAAGCAGGUGGAACUGGCCCUUUGGGACACGGCGGGGCAGGAAGACUAUGACAGACUGCGGCCCCUCAGCUACCCAGACACGGACGUUAUCCUCAUGUGCUUUUCCAUCGAUAGCCCAGACAGUCUAGAGAACAUUCCUGAGAAGUGGACUCCAGAAGUGAAACACUUCUGCCCCAACGUGCCUAUCAUCCUGGUUGGAAACAAGAAGGACCUACGGAAUGAUGAGCACACCCGGAGGGAGCUGGCGAAGAUGAAGCAGGAGCCAGUGAAGCCAGAGGAAGGGAGGGACAUGGCUAACAGAAUCAAUGCCUUUGGAUAUCUCGAGUGCUCUGCCAAGACGAAGGAUGGCGUGCGGGAAGUCUUUGAGAUGGCCACUCGGGCCGGCUUACAAGUCAGGAAAAACAAGAAGCGUAAAGGCUGCCCACUCCUGUAAAGCGGCAGUGCCUGUGAAGAACGUGACUGCCAUCUGUACUGUAUCUGUCUUUUCCUGCACCCCCCACGUGUGUGAGAAUGGGGUACAGGAUGGGAAGAGCGCUGUUAGGUCUGAUGUCUAGAGAAUAUAAUGCGGCCUGCACCCCGCUGCCCAAAACCCACUACCUGAAGCACAUAUUGGGAGGUGUCUAGUGGUGCUUCUCUGUGCCAUCCGUGGACUGUCCUCCUAAGCCAGUCCUGGGCUCUGAAGGGCCAAAUGGCUUUGGACCAUCUUUGGCAGACACUUCUGUUUUGUAUACACCAUACAGUGCAUUUGAGUAGCUCUCGGUGUUGUUCAGUCCCAUUUUAUACUAAUUCUUCAUCCUCUGUUCCUGUCUGAUGCUCUGUACAGAUUCUCUGCAAUAUUUAAUGUCUACUUUCAUACUGUUCGAAUAGACUCUCUGCAAAAUAAGGAAGCUCUGACACAGUCUGCCUGUGGGUGUGUGUUCCUGUCCUGGCAUCCUGGUUGUGUUUCCUUCAACUCUUUGCUUUGUCUCCAAGCCAAGAUGUUCAGCUGCUCCAGCUCCAGGGGGGUUUGGUUUCUCCCUCUGGUUAAGGUGUCCAGCACACCCACCAGCAUUUUGCACACACAUUCAUCAAGGCAGUCUCGGUUCUGUCUGUACUCAGGGCCUUGCCCUGUUCCACCAGUGCUUUGCAAGGAGCUGUGCUCUGCUACUGUCAGAAAUGCCCUCUGCUGCACUUUCACCUUGGACUUGCACUGUGGUAGUGUCUUCUUAUCCUCUUUCAAUAAAGUAAGGCCUUGUAAAAGAACCCUUGGCUGGGUCUUUUUCUUACACACUGAUGUUUGCCUUGACUUGAGUCCACUUGUAAAUUAAAAUGCAUAGUUGGGAGAAUAAAUGCAAAUUGAUAUUUUAAUAACUGUAACUUAGCACCUGUGCACCAUUAUUCUGCCCCAUGCAUGCAGACCUCUUGGGUCUCCUGCUCUCCUCUUCACUAGCUUCCUGGAGAUGUCCUUCAUUUAUCCCCAUGCCAUGCAGCUGGGCUGACAGGCUAGAGCAGGGAGUUGCCAGUCAGGACUUCUUGGUUCUUGGGGACAAAAUACCAUAGUUUUGUCCAUAACUUGCUGUGUGGCCCUUAGGCACUAUGCCUCCUACCUUGCUUGCCCUGUUUGCAAAAUAAGAGUCAGAACUACUUGCUUCACAGGAUGGCGUGAAGCUUCAUUAACACACUUUGAGCGCCUUGCAAAAGUCCUGGAGAGGGGCAAAGGCUGCCUAGUGCAUCUUUCAGUUUCUUUCAAGCCCUGCUUGACUGACCGAGCAGGUUCCCCACCUCUGCCCUGUUAGGACAAGGAGAGGAUGCCCAGCUAUAACUAAGAUGGGAGUGACGCUUUCAGGGAGGGACAUGGGAGGAUUAUACAUCCCCUGCCAGCUCUUGGGGUUGAGCACUUUGGGAACGUUAAGGAAACUGAGCAGCUGAGCUGCUUUGGGGAGGUGAGUUCCACAAUGAUGAAAUGCAAAAGGGAAUGUUGAGUGGUUUAGUCAAGAGUCCUUCUGUGAACACUGUUCCAAGCUGGGCCAUAGGAAAUGAGGUGGCUCAACUUUCUUCCCUAAGGGUGUAUGUGUGUGUUUUCUGCGCAGCUAACAGACGUUCUCUUCUGCAAAACCUCAUGCUGAUUCUCUGCUGGGAACUCCCCUCAGUACUCCAGGGGUUUCUGCAGUGGGAUUUCACCCAAUGCUCACAUGAGACAUCUCUUCCCUUUUCUGCACUGGAACAAAUGAAAGACUUCAAAACUUUCUACAAAUCCAAAGCUGACUUUUGGACUGAUAAAAACACUUUGAUAAAGUCAAAACAUUUUCUCAUGAUUUUGACUUGGUUUAAAAAAGUGAUUUAUUAAAAAAUGAGCAGUUCCGUUUUGAUGUCAGUUGGGACAUUUUGGCACCAUCACAACACUUCAUUCUGUAAUUUUCUAAAUAAAAUUUCACCAGCAGCUGCA
Messenger RNA from Gopherus evgoodei (Goodes thornscrub tortoise), 2651 nucleotides. It is a transcript of the gene RHOC, whose product is annotated as ras homolog family member C. The record is from RefSeq and is a predicted model, not a curated record. NCBI's taxonomy places the organism in Eukaryota, Metazoa, Chordata, Testudines, Testudinidae. Gene Ontology annotation, cellular component: neuron projection. Gene Ontology annotation, biological process: small GTPase-mediated signal transduction. The coding region runs from base 78 to 659 and encodes 193 amino acids. The transcript is spliced from 5 exons. Gene Ontology annotation, molecular function: GTPase activity; GTP binding.